GCUUCCUCGGCGCACCUUGUGACGCGCAAGGCGGCGCCGCCGGCCCGUGAGCAGUAGUGAUGUUCCGGGUGGUUCUGCGCGGCGCCUCAGCGCUUGCCGGGGGUAGCCGCCUCAAGCUUGUUGCGGGGACGGCGGUGGAGGCACGUCAAGGGCCGGGGAACAGCCCUUUCCUCCAAAUCAGAGAAUAUGCCAGGCCUGUCCAGAAAAAAAAAGAAGCUAUCUCCAGCCAUUUGGAUGAUCUGCCUGGUACAACGCUGAGGAAAGAUUAUGCCAAUGUCUCAGCUAUAGACAAGGUGGGUGAUGUUGUCAGAAGAAUGCUGUCUCUGGAAAUGGCAAGUCAGAGGGAAAAAGUGAAAAUGAAGAAAGAGCAGCUGGCAGCCAAAGUCCGCAGGAACCCAAAUGACUGUGGAUCUGCAGAGGUUCAAGUUGCCCAUCUGACAGCCAUGAUCCGCACCCUCAAAGAACAUCUGCAUAUGCACCCCAAGGACAAGGUUAACCUUACCCGUAUGAUGAUAGCCAUUGACCGUCGGACUGUGUUGCUGAAAUACCUACGUAAUAAUCAUUAUGAUAUUUUUGAGAAUACAUGCAAGCAGUUGGAAAUUGAGUAUUCACCUCCUCCACAAUACCGGCGAAAAAUCACACGGCGUGCAGCUGUCAAGAAGGAACUUCGAGCCAUGGUCUAUAAAGAGAAGCAAAAACUAAGAGCUCUGGAAAGAUUGAAGCAAAUGGAAAAGCAAGAUGAAGGAAUAAGGGAGCAAGCUCAGCCAAAGGAGGAGACCCCAGGCUGAAUUAGGCAUACCUUCUGUCGAUGAGAGGAGAAGCUCAAACCAAGGAACAAAUUUUAAAGAUAAUAAAAUAUUGGACACCAAC
Messenger RNA from Crotalus tigris (Tiger rattlesnake), 870 nucleotides. It is a transcript of the gene MRPS15, whose product is annotated as mitochondrial ribosomal protein S15. The coding region runs from base 60 to 788 and encodes 242 amino acids. Gene Ontology annotation, biological process: translation. The record is from RefSeq and is a predicted model, not a curated record. Gene Ontology annotation, molecular function: structural constituent of ribosome. The transcript is spliced from 8 exons. NCBI's taxonomy places the organism in Eukaryota, Metazoa, Chordata, Lepidosauria, Squamata, Viperidae. Gene Ontology annotation, cellular component: ribosome.